CCACACAUCCUUUGUGCUACUAAUACCAAAAACCAUUGUUAGCUCCCCUCAAACUAACAAAAAUGUCACCGAAAAAUGGCGACCACCAUCGCAGCACUGCACUUAGACGCGUUCCUACACCGGGAAAGGCAACACUGCUCGCAAUCGGCAAGGCUUUCCCAAGCCAACUCAUCCCUCAAGAAUGUCUCGUCGAAGGCUACAUUCGUGACACCAAAUGCGACGAUCCCGCCAUCAAGGAGAAACUCGAACGAUUAUGCAAAACGACAACCGUGAAGCGCAGGUUCACCGUGCUGUCCAGGGAGAUACUGGACAAGUACCCGGAGCUGGCGACGGAAGGUUCCCCGACGAUCAGGCAGAGGCUGGAGAUCGCGAACCCGGCGGUGGUCGACAUGGCGGCGGAUGCCAGCCUGGCGUGCAUCAACGAAUGGGGGCGGCCGGCCGCCGACAUCACCCACCUCGUCUACGUGUCGUCCAGCGAGAUCCGCCUCCCCGGAGGGGACCUCCACCUCGCCACGCGCCUCGGGCUGCGGAGCGACGUGGGGCGCGUGAUGCUCUACUUCCUCGGCUGCUACGGCGGCGUCACGGGGCUACGCGUCGCCAAGGACAUCGCCGAGAACAACCCGGGCAGCCGCGUCCUCCUCGCCACCUCGGAAACCACCAUCCUCGGCUUCCGCCCGCCGAGCAAGUCCCGCCCCUACGACCUCGUCGGGGCGGCGCUGUUCGGCGACGGCGCCGCCGCCGUGGUGGUGGGUGCCGACCCGGUGGAAGGGAAAGAAGAGGGGUUCAUGGAGCUGAGCUACGCGGUGCAGGAGUUUCUUCCGGGGACCCACGGGGUGAUCGACGGGCGGCUGUCGGAGGAAGGGAUCAACUUCAGGCUCGGCAGGGAUCUGCCGGAGAAAAUUGAAGGGAACAUUGAGGAGUUUUGUAGGAAAUUGAUGAGGAUUGGGGGUUUGGGCGAUGGGGUUGGGUUUAACGAGCUGUUCUGGGCGGUUCACCCGGGUGGGCCGGCGAUACUGAACCGGUUGGAGGGCACGCUCGGGUUGGAGGAAGGGAAGCUGGAUUGUAGCAGGAAGGCGUUGAUGGAUUAUGGGAAUGUGAGCAGCAAUACGAUCUUUUAUGUGAUGGAGUAUAUGAGAGAAGAGCUGAUGAAGAAGAGGAAGGGAGGAGAAUAUAAGGAGAGUGAAGAAGAAUGGGGGUUGGGAUUGGCUUUUGGGCCAGGAAUUACCUUUGAAGGUGUUCUUCUUCGUAGUCUGUGAACCUUAAGUUUGGAUGAUGAUCGAUAUGCAGAAGUUAUGAACUUAUUAUUAUGAACUAAAUAAUGGAACUGUAAUUUUUUGUUUAUUUUUACUGUUUCAUCAGUUUCUUAUGAGGUAAAAGAUUCUCUUUUUGUCAAACUAGCUUAGCCGCUUAUAAACAA
Molecule: messenger RNA, 1417 nt
Organism: Linum tenue
Lineage: Eukaryota; Viridiplantae; Streptophyta; Magnoliopsida; Malpighiales; Linaceae
Source: the annotation of a GenBank genome assembly